AUGUAUGUUACCCCUACGCAGGGGACCCCCCAGGACUACCUCCAAACUUAUGUUAUUCUCCCUGUCGAUCACACAUCGCGCACGCCGCCCCUCGCUGUGGGUGUGGAGCUGACGGAGGGUUUUGUGUCCAAGGCCACCAAGCUGCCCAAACUGCUCAACAUCCCUAUCCCGAUCGGACCCACGGAGACCUUCAGCUACUCUGCAUUUGAACAGCCGGCAGCUUUCUUCCCGAUGGUGGGCACCAACCCCUUCGGGUUUGUAUACUGGUCGUACGCAUUCAACGGCCACCCUGGAGUCGGCAUCUACGACGUACCACACUUCGAUUUCCACUUCAUGUUCCCGUCGUACGAUUACUGGUGGAACCAGGAGUGGAAUGUGAACAGUCACGGGCCCUGCAUGGGCGGCAGUAAUGCAACCUUCUUCAAGACCUUCAAGCCGAUCCCAUCUUGCUGCUGGCCAGGAAGCACACUAGGCCCUAUCAUUCAAGCGGGGGACUUCGUUUGGGGGAUGGGCUCGCACUUGUGGGACACGUCUGCAGCCGAGUACAAUCCUGUGCGCCGGUUCAACUUUACCCAUAUCUACGGACAGUACGACGGCAAGAUUCAGUUUUUCGAGAGCAUGGUUACGGUGUCCACUAUGCAGAGGCCCCGGGGCUACCAGGAGUGCAUCACACUAACAAACAAUCCGAGGGUCAUGGACGAGGCGCGGCACAUUCCCAGCCGCCUCUGCGUUGUUCACAGCGCCAAGAGCAUCCUGGUUGAGUACCGGAACUUCGCACCGGUUCUGGGGGGCUGUACAAACACCUGCGGCGGUCAAUUCGCGGGCUCCUACCCUAGUACCGCACCCAUGUUGCCCCCGGAGCUGUGUUCCGUUCCAGCUUGAUUAUAAUACAGACGUACGGACUGGUUACAUGUACGGCAAUAGUGCAGGAUGCCCGGCAGCUGGGAACGCUGGGUCAGCUCGCUCCGGGUGGCUGCGGGCCGCGGUUGUGCGGUUGGCAAGGGCAGGUGUCGCGGCGCGCAUGUUUAACCCGGCACUGCUGGCUCCUUGCUUGUGGCGAUUAUUGGAUGUUUUCACGAGCCUAUCUCGCAGGUUCGGCCGGAUUUCCUUAAAAAAACAUUACGAAGCAAGACAGGGCGAAAUGUUUCAUGUUCGUUGCAGCUAAGUUGUUGUGAGUACCGUUUCUUUGCAGUCUGGUUG
Volvox carteri f. nagariensis is the source of this 1200-nucleotide messenger RNA. RefSeq lists its product as uncharacterized. The record is from RefSeq and is a predicted model, not a curated record. The transcript has 8 exons. Bases 1 to 882 code for a protein of 293 amino acids. Lineage: Eukaryota; Viridiplantae; Chlorophyta; Chlorophyceae; Chlamydomonadales; Volvocaceae.